CUUGGCGACACUUCCGGCCCCCGAGGGAAGCCCGCCCCCCCUCCUGGCGCGCCGCUUCUCCCGCCAUCGCGAUGCGCUUCCGAGCCAAGAUCUCGGACGCCGGCUGCCUGGCGCACUUCAGCCGUGAGUGGCGGGGGGGCGGGCGGGGAAGGCGCCGCUUUCGGCGGGGCGGCCUGGGGCUCACCCGGCUCUCCUUCCUUCCUUCCUCCCUCAGGCGCCGUGGCGACGGUGGCCAAGCUGGCCAAGGCGUGCGCGCUGCGCCUGACGGCCGAGCGGCUGGUCUUCGUGGCGGGCGCCCGAGGGGCCGCGGGGGGCGCCCGCCUGUGGUGCGAGGUCCGCCAGGUAGGCCGGGGCCGGGCGGCGGGACCCGAAGCCGGGCGGGCGGGGGGGGGGGGGCGCCCCGGUCGGUCUCACCCCGCUCCGCUCUUCCAGGGGAAUGUCUUCGACGAGUUCCAGAUGGAGGGAGCAGCCGCAGAGAAAAACGAAAUCUAUCUCGAGGUGACGCCGGAAAACUUGUCCCGAGCCUUAAAAACGGCGCAGAAUGCGAAGGCGGUGAAAAUCAAGUUGACGAACAAGCACUGCCCUUGCCUCACGGUCGCCGUAGAAUUGGUGAGCAGAAAUGGAUGCGGGGGGGGGGGGGCGCCUCUCUCUCUGCCUCAGGAAAAAGGGCAGAUUUUUGCCCGUGAAAAGGGAGGUCGCUUCCGGAGGAAAGCCCGCAUUCCUCCCCCCGAGUGGCAGGUGGAGCUCCAUCGGUGCCCCAGUUCCAGAUGGUGGAAGCCGGGGUGGGAAGAGGGCCCAGGGCCCACCCCCCAGGGCUGCAGGCAGGUGUCAAAUAGUGCUGGGGACCACAUAGUGCCCUGCAGAGCCCCAUAGCAUUGGUACUAGGGGACCGAAGGACACUCCGGCAAUGCUGUUCUCUAGACUCACCUGUGCAGGUAGACAUGAAACCACUGUAACUGUGCCUAUGAGCCCCAUCUGAGCAGUUGGGCUGAGGGCACCAUGAUCAAUGGGAUCAAAAGCUGCCGAGAGUAUGAGUCUCCGCGGUUGAUCAGUACCUCCUGUCCCCACACUCAUUCCGGGGAUGAGUCAGUCCCAAAACUAGGCCUGAACUGAAGUUGAUCCAGAUAAUCAUGCCCAUCCUGGAACACCUGAAGUUUCUCUGCCAUAGCCCCCUCCCCCCCUUUUUUUCAAAGAAAGGCGGCAUUCUUCCAUAUGUGUUUAUAGGAUUACAGCCUUCACUGUCGUGAAUUUUGGUUAUGUAACCUUUUGUUUUCUUCUCUCUAGCCUUCUUUAUCCAGCACUAGCCGUGUCGUGACUCACGACAUUCCUGUGGGUAUUAUCCCAAGAAAGCUGUGGAAUGACUUCAGCGAACCAAGUGUGCCGGACUUUGAUGUGAGCCCCUUUCAGUUUCCACAAUAUCAAAGUUAAAUUGUUUGAACAGUAUUCCAAAUACUUCCCCUCUCAAAGGUAUUCCACUCCAACAACAAAAUUAAUUUCCUUUUAGUUAAGAUGAUUGAUUUCAUUCAAUCUAAAAGUGUUGUAGACUAAUAAGCACAUUGUGAUAAUGUAAACUGAGGAUGAGUUGACUUUACAUAAAGUUGUUUUUCAUUAUUCAUGUUUGAAUUACAUCCAUUACUCAAUCGAAUUACAGCCAUUAUUCUACCAAGGAUUGCAAUUAGUGCAAAAACUUCUUUUUAGAGAGAAUGUGUAUUUUACCAACUAAGACCAGUGAAAAUUUACAGUGUGCUUUACAGUAUCUCCUGAGUCCAUUCCACAUUCACUCUUUCAUGCACUGCUGCCCAUUCAUAUGACUUGCAAACCUAACUAAUGUACCAUUCACACAGCCAUGCACACCCUCUUCACAAUACUCAGCUUAACGCUUGGCUGCCAACAUACCUACCAACUGGUCCUCGCUCUUGAGUGCUGCCCAUUUAAAAACAACACAAACUUGGAGCAGUUGAAAUAUUUUCAGAGCCAAAACUCUCGCAGCCAAAAGCAAAUGUGUUUUCAAAUAAUGCAACCUGAGUUUACUUCAUUUUUUCCCCAUUUCAUUGGCUUGGUUUGCACUUAACCAUAUGUCAGGAGUGCUCUGAUGGUGUUUCCUGCUUGGCAGGGGGUUGGACUCGAUGGCCCUUGUGGUCUCUUCCAACUCUAUGAUUCUAUGAUUCUAUGAUUCUAUGAUUAAUGUGAAGCAAUUGUUUAUUCCCCACAAGCAGUUAACAAAUAUACAUACCACCAAUACAAUUCAUUGCUAAGGGAGGCAUCCAUAUUUCAGCCAAAAACUCAUCUCCUCAAAAGUGUUUUAAGGCCCUGAUUACAGUUUUGACAACUGCAAGGACUUCAGAAAUGUAUCUCUCUCCAAAUAAGUUACUAAACAUAAAACAAAACUUUAAUUAUCUUAUUCUGAUUAGAAGAAAGGGAGAGUAAACAUUCCCUUGUGAAGAAUGUUUUUUACAGUUAUCUGAGGAAGUUCUUUGAAACAGGACCUUAUUCAGAAGCCUGUGGCCAGCUGCUUAGCAUUCGUCAAUACAACAACAAUAAUUUUUGUGCUAUAUAGUUCAUUGUAAGCCUUGCUGGAAUGUUCACUUUCUGCUUAUAAUGAUAUAUUGUUCAUUUUAUUGCAAACCUUUCUCAUUAUCAGUCUUGUUUCUCAGUGUCUUACGCCCUUCAACAUUCUCGUAGUUGCUAUAUAGAACUGUGCCCUUGCAUGUGACUUUAUCCCUUUUAAAUGGACGUUGGGGGUCAUUGCCCAGGAACAGUGUGGGGCAGGCGUGGCUCAUCUGCACUUUCAAGGGAGUUGAUUUGAUUUUGUAGGUCAGCAUUUAUUUACCAGCGCUGAAGACCAUGAAGAGUGUUGUGGAGAGAAUGAAAAACCUCUCCAAUUCUAUAGUAAGUUCUUAUAUUCUUAACGUGGGAGUAGAAGUGGGGAGAGAGAGAUGCAUCACUUGGGAUGAGUUUUUAUGCAAUCAUUUUAACCGCUGGGUCAAACUGGACAAGACACCAUACAACUGGAAAUUGUGCAUUUUUUCUUACUUUUUAUUUAUUUAUUUAUUUUAGUAAAUAGCAGGCUUGUGUGGCUAAUCUAGUUUGGGACCUUGGGGGAAGCUGGAGGGCUUUAAUUCUUUACCCCCACUAUGGUACUGAUCCAGAUUGGAUACCUGUGCUUGGUAUUUACUUUAGAAAAGACCAUCUUGCAGUUGCUAAUUGUGUGAAUGGUGCCUGGUCUUGGCUCUCACUUGAUACUUUGCACGUAAGACUCCCAUCAAGGUUUAGUUAUCCAGGAUUGCUCUCUGAGUACACAGCUGGUAAGCAAUUGGAGCCACUGGAGAUGACUAGCAUAUCAUACCUAUAUGAUCCCUCAACCCAGAGGUUUUCAACCUUUUUGAAUCCACUGCUUCCUUGACCAGCUUCUUGAGUUCCUUAUGGGAUACCUGGUAAAAACUAAAACUUGACCAUCAUUCAAAGCACCCUAGGGCACCGUGGCACCACUUGAAAACCAUUGGCCUAUGCCAGUAAGCAAUGUAAGGAAAAAGGAUCCACACUGCAACAUUCCAUCUCUUUUCGACUUUGUAAGUGAUAAGUAAGCAUACACAGGGCUUUUUUUUUCUUUCUAGAAAAAGUGGUGCCAGAACUUGACCUUUUUUAGGGGAGCACCCACCCAAAGUUAUUGCGCUUUUUAAAGGGGGGGAUCACCCAACCAAAGUUGUUAAGUUGGAACGUGCCUAAGACGUGCCAUAUGGAAAAAAGCCCUGAGGAUACACAUUUUAUAUAGAAUGCUUUACCUGGUUGCAUGUCCUGUAUACCUGUACAGCCUUCAUUGCGAGAUGGUGCCAAUAAUUCCCAGGCCACUGUCUGGUCCCUAAGACUAUACAAAUUAGUUAUCCCUGCCAAACUGACCUUGUGAAUGUACAAUAUUUUCCUCUUUUUUAUUGCAUGUUUAUGAAAUGCAUGUUUAACUUGUAGCUAUGGAAUUUUGGCUAUCAAGAAUUUUACCUGCUCUUGUGUCUUAACAGCAGCUUGAUCUGAAAUCAUUAGUAGAUUGUGGUGUUAUCUCAGCACUGGAAAGCUUCACUUGCCAAAUCUGCAGAUCAGUCUUCUGGUUUACCAGUACCAGAGAAGGCUAGGCUUACUUAUUUGUCUGAGUCAGUUGACGCUUUUGUUCCAUUGUUCACAGUACUAGAGACCAUCACAUGGAUGAUAUUUUUACACACCUCCCUAAUUUAUAUAACUGAUUUUUUGAUGUUUGGUGAUUUGUUGAUGCAGAGCUCUUAAGCAGAGUUGUCUCUGUUUAUUUAUUGAUGUGUCUGGAGGCUUAUAUUUAGGAAUAGAACCUUAAUUGUUAUAAGUGCAUUCCCUUGACAAACAGGUGUUGGUAGAAUACAUUUAGUAGUUGUGAAAAGCAUAUGAACUGUUCUGUUUACAUUGUAGGUAAUAGAAGCAAAUCUAAAUGGAGAAAUGAACUUGAAAAUAGAAACUGAUCUAGUGUGUGUUACAACCCACUUUAAAGACCUUGGGAAUCCUCCCUGGGGUAAGCAAUUUUCUUUUUUUGUCAGAUAACAGAUCCUAACAAAAGUACACAACAAAAGCUACAGUCCUGUGUACACUUAUCAGGCAGUAAGGGCUUGCUUCUGAGUAACCAUGCAUAGGUUUGCAGUGCUCUGAAAGUAAUCGCCAACAAUUUUUAGCCAAUUUUAUAGUUGUAAAAUAGAGCUAGCUUGAGUCUGUCUUUAAUAGUUUUCUUUCCCCACGCUCAGAUGUCAGUAACAAAGUGAAAGGAAGGAAAUACUGAUUUGCGGGUCAAAUAAUUGAAAUAACAUUGUAGCUUCAAACAAUGGACUAAUAUACAUAGUUAAUUAUCAUGAAUGGGGAAAAUACAGAUGUAUUAUGACUCGCAGGGGACCACAUAUACGUGCAGUGCCAUGAAAUAAAUAAAUAAAUAAAUAAAUAAAUAAAUUCAUUCAAAUCUGGAAAUGGCAGGAGAGAGCUGGAGAGCCCUUGUGGCUGGUGAGAAGACCCUCCACAGAGCCUGAAGAGGACGUCGGAGGAAGCCUAGAAGAGAGCAGAGGCAUAGCAGAGCUUUGUUUACACUGCUCAGGCUCCCUGAGUAACAGCUGAUGUGCACGGUAGCGCAGCAACAGCAGCCACUUUCCCACAUGUCUUCCAGCCUCCUACCGGCCCCAGAGCUUCAAUUCUAGUAUUUUUUUGUAUGGAUGGAAGAGAGAGCGGCAGAGAGGGUGCUUAGAGAGCAUUCCCCACUUUAUGAGAAUUCACUUAUGUACACGGGGGCCCAGAACAUAAUUCCCACCUCCUCUGCAAAUACAGAAUUAGAGGAUAUGGUGAAAUAGCUAUUUGUCAGUAUUCUUGGGAGUUCACAAAUUUUAACUGAUCUUAAUGAUUAACCAAAAAGGUGUGGUUGCCAGGCUCUUGCUGCUCCUGCAAAGUGUUGUUCCUGAUCUCAUAUGCUAUCACAGCCAGAGCUGGGCCACCCAUAAGGGGACUAAGGCAGCUGCCUUGGGGGGUGGAAUCCCUAGGGGCAGCACUCUCGCAGGUGCCCCACCCCUGCCGCCACCACCACCAGAGAAGCAAGAAGUGGCAGCUUCCUGCAAGAGCUCACAGAACUCUCGUUGAGUUAUACUGCAAGAUCUCACGGCUGCCUGCUCCUCUUGUCUCCAGCCAGGGACGGGGUGCACUACCAGAGAAGCACGGAGAAGUGCCGUGAUCAUAGCACAAUAUCCUGUUCCUUUUCCCAGCUCCAGACUUGGGAAUUCCUUCUAAUCUUCUUCUGCAGCUUGAACUGUAUAGAGAGAGGUGGAGACUGUCACUGCAGUUGCACAGUCCUUUAGAAGGGCCUCAGAAGUCGAGUGCAGUUGCCGAAACAGUUUGCUCCUCUUCCACAGAUCCAAUAUGGACACAAAGAUGGUUGUUUGUAGCGCAGAAGCAAAAUAUCCUGCUGAUCUCCAUUGCGGCAAGGGAGGGUUGGGCUUAGUUUGAUUUGCUGGUGCCCUUUUAAGGCACAGUACUAGAGUUCCUUUUCUUGCAUCUGUGAAGAAGAUUGGGCCUUCUCAGUUUUCUCCUGUGCUUCGGAGAUACUCGGAGCACCUUGAAGGUACAUAAUUGAAGCCAGUUUCCUUCCCAUCCUUGCAGCUGGGGCAGGGAUUGCUCUCCAUAGUUGUGAUGGGUUUCUGAAGUUCUGUGCAACUUGCAGAGAUAAUCUCCACAGACAGAUACCACAGCUCCAAGGUUGGGAUGGUAGCUAGGAUUUGUUAGGUGUGACAGAAGAUGGUUGCGCACACUUCAUGGUAAACAUGAUGACUAAAACUGGGGGCUCCUGGUGGUCCUGCUUAUUACCUGAUGCACUAUGAAAAAUCAUUUUGGUAACACACACUAGUCUUCUCCUUUUCCUGAAUGUAUUGCAAUGAUGACCAGUACACACAGGAGCCUAUGAACAGAGACAUACCAUGGGGUUGGCGAAACUGGUCCCCACUGCCCAGGCCCAGGGGGUGCAAAAAUCACCCCAGAUUACUCCAACUGAGGAAAGAGAGUUGUGUGGGGUGAGAGACACAAGAGGCAGAUUGUAUGGAUAACAAUUGCCUCAGAAGAAGUUGAGAUGGGUGAUGACUGGGUAGCUGGUGUCUCUGCUGCCGUCUUUGCUUCCACUACCAAUGGAGGCUUUUAACUUCUCCCAACCUUCAUGUGCACACACAGCCCUCAAAGUCCCCACUUUUCAGGGGCCUGCCUGCCUGCCUGCCUCCCUGCUUGCUGCUCUUGUGUGGUACUUGCUCAGCUGGUGGCUGUUGUGAUGAAGUGUUUUUUUUCUGGGGUGGGGGUGUGCCAAUACAGCACCUCUGCCUAUGAACAAAUCUCUGUGCGUACAGACACCUCUGGCUGGAUGCAGUACAGGGUCUGAAUAUUACUGUAGUCAGUGUCAGUGAGCCCCAUUCCAACACGUUCAUCAUCAGUGCCUGCCACUGCUAGUUCCUUCCUCUCUUCCUUCAGCCACUUCUGGCAGCUUUGGUAGCUCCUACAGCUAACCAGAGACUUACUUUCUUGCAAGCAUCCGUGUGAACUGGCUCUGGGUCCACCCCUCCCCAGUGGCUGAGAUUGGAGCUGUGAUCUGGUCUCAUGUGGUACUUACUUUAUUUUUUAUUUAUUGAAUUUAUAUGCUCCCCUAUACCUGGAGGUCUCAAGGCAGUUCACAGAAAAGAUCACAAUAUAUAAAAACAAAAUAAGAACAAUAACCCAAUAACACCCCCCAAAAAAGAGCCACUGCCCUGCUGACAAGUUAGCUACUAGCCUUGGUUUGUUCUCUCUGAAAUGGAAGUAUGAGGUGGUUGUCACAAUGAGGAAUAGAACAUAGUACAUACUGGCUGCUUGAUCAUGUUCAUAUGUACAGUGGUACCUCUAGUUACGAACUUAAUUCAUUCCCGAGGUCCGUUCUCUUAACUAGAGGCAUGCUUUCACUAAUGGGGCCUCUUGCUGCCGCUGUGCUGCCAGCACACAAUUUCCUGGGGCAAAGUUCUCAAUUCGAGGUAACUUCCAGGUUAGCGGAGUUUGUAACCUGAAGUGUUUGUAACCUGAGAUGCUUGUAACUCGAGGUACCACUGUACUUGGAAGUAAAAUGCACAGAUUACAGCCUUAAACUGUUAAUGGAAAUUAUGUACAACCCUUUAAAAAACUUGUUCUAGUUAAUAAAAGUUUCUAUUUUUUGUGAAUUUCUGUAGGCUCCCAAAAGUCGAGUCAAGAGAGAGAUCUCGAGACCAUGGCCGAGGCCCGCAUUGACAUUAAGAGACUUCUCCAGUUACUUGCAGGGCAGCAAGUGAAUCCCACAAAAGCACUAUGUAGUAAGUGACCCUUUUGGCCUGUUGUUUGAACAAGUCAUUUGCCACUCUGAAGAAGAUACCACGUGUUUGGAAGGGAUUGCCAUAUCCUUCCUGUAAAAGCAAAUUUCAACAUUUCCACACACCACUGUAUUUAGACCAGCAUUCUUAGGGCCAAACCGGACACCAUGGGGGGAUUGUUGCUGUUAUUGAUAGUAAUUUUUUCUUAUCUUUAUUUUAGAUGUUAUGAUUUAUGUGGAAAUUUGGUUGUGUAUAUUUUGAUAUUUCUUUAUUGUUUAUGACUACUUUCAUUAUAUUUGUAAUUAAGUUCUGUUUCCCCCCCACACACCAUGUUGUAAGCCACCUUGAGCAUGGUUUUAACUGUGGAAAGGUGGCAUACGAAUAAAAUUAUAUAUGUAUGUAUGAAUCAUGUUUAUAUACCGUAUUUUUCUCCCUAUAGGACGCACUUUUCCCCCUCCAAAAAUGAAGGGGAAAUGUGUGUGCGUCCUAUGGGGCGAAUGCAGGCUUUCACUGAAGCCUGGAGAGCGAGGGGGGUUGGUGCGCACCGACCCCUCUCGCUCUCCAGGCUUCAGGAAGCUACCCGCAAGCCGUGGGAGAGCUGCACGACUUCGCACAGCUCUCCCAUGGCUAGCGGACAGCUUGCCUGCACCCAGAAGCUUGGGGCGCACUGAGCUCAGCACACCCCAGGCUUCGGGCUUCGCGCAGCUCUCCCACAGCUUGCGGAUAGCAGCCUGUUCUGGGGUCGGGGGAAGCUCGGGCUUCCCCCACCCCAGCCCCGCACCUGGGGGGGAAAUAAAAAAAAAAUCUUUAUUUCCCCCCCCCAAAAAAACUAGGUGCGCCUAUGGGGCGAAAAAUACGGUAACUCACCUCAGCCCUCCCUUGCCCAGCUCCACCAGGGCAUAUGCAUCUGUAGGCAGAGUCAGGUCUGCUGUCAAGUGGCUGUUGUUGAAAGUACCUUUUGUCUAGGUGGGAGGACCUGACACAGCUUUUCUUUUUGUUGUCUUUCUCCUGGUUGGGAAAAACAGUUUUAAAAAAGUUUUGGAGGCUGAUGGUAGCCAUGUUCAAAAUAUUCCAGACCUCCUGCAGCUUGGCCUCUGCAUCUGUUUGGCCUUCAAAACUGGAGAAUGUUGGCUAUUGUUGAACAUGAUAUUUUGGGCCCUCUGUCAUCCUUUGAAGUUUAAAAUAUGGACUUGUGUUUUGCAGAUAUUGCAAGCAAAAGGAUUGUUCACUUCAUCUUGCUCCACGAAGAUGUUUCUCUUCAAUAUUUCAUUCCAGCCCUUGUAUGAAUUGAACAGUUGUUCCAGCUCACCUGUUUUCAAUGCUGCAGUGUCUUCUCAAAGGCGCUGAACCAGACACAGGAAGAUGGGGUGGGGGACACGAGUGCUUGCUAUGCUUGUUUAAACCCCUUUUGUAAUCAGAUUCUGUGCAGAGAACUGUAUAUUUAAUACCUUAUAUUUGGUAAAUAGAAGAAGUAAAAAAAAAUCUGUUUGACUGGGCUAUAUAUUUUAUUAAAGAAACAGUCCAUUAGAUCUUUA
This is a messenger RNA of Podarcis lilfordi (Lilford's wall lizard), 9373 nucleotides long. The record is from the annotation of a GenBank genome assembly. NCBI's taxonomy places the organism in Eukaryota, Metazoa, Chordata, Lepidosauria, Squamata, Lacertidae.